Molecule: messenger RNA, 1077 nt
Organism: Drosophila willistoni
Lineage: Eukaryota; Metazoa; Arthropoda; Insecta; Diptera; Drosophilidae
Product: 23 kDa integral membrane protein
Exons: 6
Coding region: 130-810 (226 amino acids)
Cellular component (GO): membrane
Source: RefSeq, a predicted model, not a curated record
AGUCUGAAACGACAACGCAAAGGCAAAGGUUCAUAAAAAACCGGUGCGCGGGAAAUUAAAAAAAAACGGCAAAAAUACUUGCAGUUCUAUUAACAUAAAAACACGAAUAACAACGAAUCUCAAAGCAAAAUGAGUUGUGGAAUCUCUAUGGUUAAAUAUAUAUUAUUUAUAUUCAAUUUGCUGUGUUCGAUAUGCGGCAUAUUAUUGAUAGUUUUUGGAGCCUUGCUCUUCAGCAAUGUCCAUAAUAUAGAUGACUUUGCCGAGGCCGUGCGCACUCAGCAAGUGCCCAUUACGAUGAUUGUAUUGGGCACGGUUAUAUUACUGAUCUCCUGGUUUGGAUGCUGUGGAGCCAUUCGGGAAUCCUACUGCAUGUCCAUGACGUAUUCCAUUUUGCUAUUCGUUUUGAUGGUCGGACAAUUGGUAUUGGUUGUCUAUAUUUGGGUACAAAAGGAUAGAUAUCUACAGAUCAUGGGUGAUGUGGUCGAAAAGGCUUGGGAUCGUCGUACACGUCGUGCCGACUAUAUGGAUGCCAUUCAGAUUAGUAUGGAGUGCUGCGGACGCAACAAUUUCUCUGAUUAUGCUUUCCAGGGUUAUUUCCCACCAUCCUGUUGCAAGGAUACCAACAAUUGUCGCCAAGAGACCGUCUACCGUCGUGGCUGCAAGGCGGCCUUUGUUGAUUUCUGGGAUCGUAACAGUGAUAUUCUCAAGUGGUCCGGUCUGGUAGUUGCAGCCAUUGAGUUUGUCGGCUUUGUAUUUGCCUGUUGUCUGGCGAAUAGCAUUCGAAACUAUAGACGACGUGCGGAUUAUUAAAGAACGUAUCAUAUGAAUCUUCAUUAAUUUAAAAAAACACUGAAACUGAAAGUACGAAUUAUGUUGCCCAACCUUUUUUUUUACACAUUUAUAUAUAUAGAAAAGAGAUUUGUAUAUUAUUUAAUUCAGAAGGCCAUUUCAUACACAGAGUAUACAUAUUAUAUACUAUAUAUUACUUACAAUUUGAUUUGUUAAUUAUGUUUUUGUCAUACCAUGAGCAAUUUUCGAAAUACAUACAAAUAUAUAUACAUAUAUUUUACAAAAGUU